This is a messenger RNA of Plenodomus lingam JN3, 399 nucleotides long. RefSeq lists its product as uncharacterized. The record is from RefSeq and is a predicted model, not a curated record. Lineage: Eukaryota; Fungi; Ascomycota; Dothideomycetes; Pleosporales; Leptosphaeriaceae.
AUGCCCAAGCACCAUGACAUUCGGCCUCUUGGCCCCAAACACCGCAAACCCUUCCCCUCUCUGACUCUCCUGCGUAAGCACCCUCACCCGCUGACCCUCCAAAUCCUCCACCAACCACGCAUGUUACACUUCCUCCCCCCCUCCCUCGGCCCUUGCACUCCACGCCAGACGCCCCGCCGCGCCGUUGGCAACCGGUGGCUCCGCCUCCUCGACUCUGCAGGCGAGAGGCGCGAACUCAAAGGUGGAGAAGGAAAAGGUGUUGUGCAGGUGCAGGAAGGGACUGGAAGUUGGGGGGACAAUGGCGGAGCAGUUUUGGUAGUAGGUCGGCCAUUGGGUGAUGUUGGCGAGGAGGGCCCAGAUUUGGGACGAGGUGAUGUCUUUGACGAUGCGUUCGUUUGA